UCUUACUAACCUAAUUUGAAUACCGCAUCUAUAAGUAAAUGUGGCCUCAGCGGAGGCGACUCUUUUCUCAGGUGUUAGCGUUAGUGUUCGAAUUUUUAACGCUACAAUGCCUGAACCCACCAAGUCCGCUCCGGCCCCGAAGAAGGGCUCCAAGAAGGCGGUAACCAAGGCGCAGAAGAAGGAUGGCAAGAAGCGCAAGCGCAGUCGCAAGGAGAGUUACUCCGUGUACGUGUACAAGGUACUGAAGCAGGUCCACCCGGACACCGGCAUCUCGUCCAAGGCCAUGGGCAUCAUGAAUUCGUUCGUCAACGACAUCUUCGAGCGCAUCGCGGGCGAGGCGUCGCGCCUUGCGCAUUAUAACAAGCGCUCGACCAUCACUUCCAGAGAGAUCCAGACGGCCGUGCGCCUGCUGCUGCCCGGGGAGCUGGCCAAGCACGCCGUGUCUGAGGGCACCAAGGCUGUCACCAAGUACACCAGCUCCAAGUAAACUUGCCAAGAAAGAAGGAGGAGGAGCAUGGGGAAAAGAAGAAAGGGGAGAGAUAUGAGUGCAGAGAAGAAAUGAAUGCAAACAGUAAAUGAAAAUGAGAAUCUGGCCAUAGAAGUUAUGAAGUAUGAUGUCUGACCUGCCUGAGAUGAUAGAUUAGUGUGUAUAUCCCACCAAAAUCCUACCCAUCCUGAUUUGCUGCACACUGACUUAUCAAAAGGAGAUCACUACCUGAGUGGAAGAGCCUAAACAAGGUGUUUUAGCUUUUUCAUUUUAUUUUUAUUUACAUUAUAAAAACAGAAUUUACUUCUGUUACAGGCAUAAUUACUGGGAACUCAUUAUUUACCGUGGACUACCUUUGCUGGGGGAAGUCUGAAAGGAUGGCAAAACAUUUGUAAAU
Physeter macrocephalus (sperm whale) is the source of this 884-nucleotide messenger RNA. It is a transcript of the gene H2BC5, whose product is annotated as H2B clustered histone 5. The transcript has 3 exons. Gene Ontology annotation, molecular function: structural constituent of chromatin; DNA binding; protein heterodimerization activity. Gene Ontology annotation, cellular component: nucleosome. The record is from RefSeq and is a predicted model, not a curated record. Bases 107 to 487 code for a protein of 126 amino acids. Lineage: Eukaryota; Metazoa; Chordata; Mammalia; Artiodactyla; Physeteridae.